UUCCUCCAGCAUGUUGUGUGUGUUGCUCAGUUCUCACAAUCUUUGUUGCUACUGGGCAACCUAUAGAAUGCUCUCAAUAGAUUGUUUGCUCCCUUCCUGUUUCUGACUUCCGCACACCCUGACUCAGUAGGUGAUCUCUCCUCAACGUCCUUCUGCGCUGCAGUUGUGAUACUAUCCCUAAUUAGGAAUGCUACCUCUCCUCCUCCACCUUUCUCCUCCCCCCUCCCCUUUGAAACAUCUAAACCCCAGAAUAUCAAUCAGACAAUUCUGCCUCGAGAGAGCCAAGUUUUGGUAAUGGCCACAACAUCUUAAUUCCAAGCACUGUUUCAUUUUUCUAAGUUUGUCACCCUCGUUCUUAAUACUUCUUGCAUUGAAGUAAAUGCAUUUCAACUUAUCCAGCUGAAUGUAUUUAUGUCUCACCACUGUCUGUCCUUUCUCAGUCUCUCUUCACAUUGCCUCUACCUUUACACCAGUUGACCAUCAUUUGACUUAUUAUUCAGGUUCCCAUUCCCUGCAAAUCUAGUUUAAAUCCUCCCCAACAGGAGGGUUGCCCAAGCAAACUUGCUCACAAAAAUAUUGGCUCCCUUUAGUUUUGGUGUAACCUGUCCCUUUUGUACAGCUCAUACAUUCAAUGAUCUAUAAAUCUGAAAACUACUUUCACCAACUCUUCAGUCAUGCAUUCAUCUGCCAUGUUGUCCUACUUUUAUCCUCAUUGGCACAUGGCACAGGCAGCAAUCCAAAGAUUGCUACCCUUGAGGUCCUGGCUUUAGUUUCCUUCCUAACUCCCUACAGUCACUCAUCAGGACUUCUUCCCUUUUGCUAGCUAUGUUGUUGUAUCAUGGCAUCUGGCUACUCACCUUCCCCCUUAAGAAGCUGAGGACUCUAUAUGACAUCUCUGAUUCUAACGCCAGGGAGGUAACACUGCAUCCAGGAGACUCAUUUACAUCCACAGGAUCUCCUGUAUGUUCCCCAAACUGACAACUCCCUUAUCACCACAUUUCACUUCACCCCCUUCCCUUUGGAGCCACAGAGUCAGGCAGUGCCAAGGACCUGGCUGCUGCAGCUUUCCCCUAGUAGGUUGUCUUGUUCAAAAGAAUCCAAAGCAGGUUAAUUGUUAUGAGGGGGACAGCCACAGGGGGACUCUGCACAAUAUGCCUAUUCCCUUUCCCUGUCCAGACAGUUAGCAAGCAACCUACCUCCUGCAACUUACUGCAUCCCUGUAACUCUUGUUUAUCAUGUCCUCUGUCUCCUGAAUGAUUCAUGGAUCAUCCAUCCUCAGGUUUAAUUCCCUAACAUGAUCAGCAAGGAGCUGCAGCCAGAAGCGCUUCUCAGAGAUGUAGUCAUCAGAGACAGUGGCGGGCUUCCUGACUUCCCACAUCCUGCAAGAGGAGAUCUGACUGCCAUUCCCACUGCUCUGACUACAUUACCAGUCAGCUCAGAUUGGCAACAAAAUCUCCAUCAACCACAGGUGCAUGACAAGGCUGUGUGCUUAGCCCCCUGCUCUACUUGCUUUAUACCUUGACUGUAUGACUAAGCACUGCUCCAAUGCCAUAUUUAAGUUUGCUGAUGACACCACUGUAGUAGGCCAAUUCAAAUGUGUGAUAAAUCACUACAUAGGAGGGAGACUGAAAAUCUGGCCGGAUGGUGUCUUAACAACAGCCUCUUACUUAAUCUCAGCAAGACCAAGUAACUGAUUUUUGACUUCAGGAAAAGAAAACCAGAAAUUCAUGAGCCAAUCCUUAUCGCAGGAUCAGUGGUGGAAAGGGUCAGCAACUUUAAAUUCCUUGGAGUCCUAGACUCAGCAGGAACAGAAUUAAACUGAGGCAACAGAAGAGGCAGCAAAAGAGGCAUCAAACAAUGUUGUUCAACUAGACAUGAAGAAAGAUACAAAAGUACCAAUUAGACGGCAUAACAUUGAGUUGCCAAUGUCUCCUUGCUCUACACCCUCUCGAAUAUUCUUGGAGGAGAGUCAACACAGUAUGCAGAAAGAAGAAUGGAGCAGCAGAAAGCAUUUUACAAAUACAACAAACUUCAGAUAUGGAGAGAGUCAUUUCAUUGGAGAUGGCAGGUCCUCGAGUACUGAAGUCACUGAACAUGAUCUUCUUGCUGAUGAUGAAAAUUUGUUGACAGAUCAUAGACGUUUACCCAAACAUUCAAAUACCAGGUUGUUGCAAAAUCCCCUGUUGGAGAACUCAAGUCGUCAUUCAAGUAAUUGUGGAAAGUAUGUUUCUUUUUCAAUGCAAGAUGCAUUUCCUCCAUCACAGAACAUCACAACUGAAAUUGCAACUACUGGUCAGAAUCUGACUUCUUAUGGCAGGGAUUUCCCUCCAACUCAGUGUUACAACUUGGAAAGGAUUCAACCUGUUGCCAACUUUUUAUGUCAGGAGAAUAUGCCUCAUCCUUAUGCACUAACUGAUAGCGAUUUUAAUAUAAAUGUUGCUUAUAAUAGAAGUAAUAUGUAUGGAACUUCAGAUGGAAAUGACAAAGUUGUUGCUGAAGAUGCAGAAAGUGAAUAUAUUUUCACAGAACCAAAACCCAACUCAUUUAAAGAGUCAAUUGAAAAAGAUUUUGGACGACAUAAUUCCCUUGAUAAACAGUUUUUGGAAAGUAGCUCAGAGGAGUUCAGAAUUCAGAAAGACAUUACCUUAAGACCUGAGCAAGCUUGGAGAUGUUUAGACUACAGAAGAAAAGUGCUCAGUAAUUCACCAGAAAGCAGUCAAUCUCCCAGCUAUUCACCAAAAGAAACAGAAAGUUGUUGCAGUGUAUUUUCUGAUAUGUCAGAAUUAGAUGUUCAAAAUGUACGGUUUGAUGCUUCAGUUCUAAGCAAAGGCAGUGUUCAGGAAAAGCUUCUUGAUGACAAGGUUGUCAGAGAAAACUUCAAAGGCCAAUGUGCACCACGUCAUGAAAACUUAAGAGAAUCAAAUAGUACACACCGGGUCAGUGGUGAACAGAAAGAAAAUGAACAUCAGUUUGUACCAUCUUUAAUGUAUUGUUCGUCAGAGGCUCCUAUUUUUGAGCAAAAUGUUGUACAUACGUCAUCUCAUGGUCAAGAUGCAUGGACACAGACUGAAAGUUCAUUGACAUAUAUGGGUUGGUCAAAUGUUGCUAUUCAGUGCAAUUUAUCUGAUGUUGCAGACAGUCUUUUUUUAUGUGACAAAGAAGUAACCAAUGUGGAAGAUGACCAAAACUGUCUUGAGCAAACCACUAGGAGCCACUAUAGUUCAGUUAAACAAAAAAAUCACUGUUUGGAUCAUUAAACUGAAAAUGAUAUGAAUUUAGGCUGCAGGAUGCAUUUGGAAGUAGUGAAUGGCACAAAAUGUCUAAAAAAACAAAAAUGAAGGCAAGACCAAAAUUAAUGCAAACUACAGUGGUUCACUUUCAAGCCACAGUAUUUGUGGCAACAGUGAAAUUCAACUUCCACAGGCUCAAAAGGUAAAGUGAACAUUUCAAAAUGAAAAUUGUCUGCAACUUAACUGGAUUCAGAAUGUAAUAAAAGGAAUUAACAGAUAAACUCUCAAGCAUAUAAAAUAUCUUUCAAGGCUAAGGGACAGAAACUAACUUGUUAAAAUACACUAUGUUCAAUGAUGGUUUGGUAAUUAUAGCUCUCUGUCCAUCAUUUUUCUGAAACUUUAGCAACUACUGACCUUAACAACUUUAUGUAUAGACUAUUCAGCUGUUAUUUUGGUUUAUUUUUACUGAGCUAUUUUGUUACAAAAUGACUUUGUAGCUGACUUAGUGGAUAAGUUCAUUGCUUCUAUGGCAUUAAGUUAUGUGGACAAAAUCGAUCCCAUGUUUGAGCCUGAAAUCGAAAUGAUUUCCACUGAUAUGCUCAGAUGUUUCACUUAAUUGCAGUAUUGCAACAUAUGGAUGAAAUUCUUCAUUUUCAUAAUCAUUUAGUGACCCAUGUAUAGAAGUAUUUUUGCAUGAAGUUACUCACAAACUGCCAGAAUUACAGACGUCGGGCAGCAUUGAAGGAAAAAAUAUUUCAGUUCAAUGACCUGCAUCUAAACUGGAAGUUAGAGAUCAACUGUUAAGUUGCAGAGGAGGGUUGUAGAUAGAGAUGAUGCCUAUGAUAGGUUGGAUCUUCAGUUCACUCUCUUUCUUUGAAACUUUAUUUCAUUAAUUCUGCUGAUGGAAACCCAUUUUUAUUGCUUUGCACCCAGUUCUUUUCAACUACAGCCAUUAAACUCACUGUCACAGCUGCAUCACAUCUAUCCAUUCUUUUUUAGCAACCACACACUUGUUCACCCACACAACCAAUAACUCAAUUUAUUCUUGAAAUAUUGUUCUCCUCUUAUCCAGUACCCCUCUGUACAACAUACAACUCCUGCAUCCUCUUUCAUCUGAUGCAGGUUUGCUUGUAUCCUUUCAGAUUCCAUUCAUUCUUUGAAAUUUAAGCACAACUUCAAAUAAAAAAUUAACAGUGCUUUGAAUUGAUACUAAUUCCUUCAACAUCUGAAUAUAAAAUUGCUGAUCAUAAUUACUUGGUUAUACCAAUGGAUUACACAACUAAACCCUAAAUCAAAAGAAUAUAUUUCCUUGAAUAUUAAAUGUAGGAAUCACUGUAGGCCAAUCUGGAAGAAUAUGGUAAAGUUCUUCUUUUAUCCAAGUGUUUUAUUCAGUUUGAAGCCAUGCAUGUCAGUAAUACAUAUUAAAUUUUUUAGUAAACUAAGUUUAUAGGAAAUCAAAUUUCACAUCUCUUGGCCUUGAAAGAUUUUAAAAUACGGGAUUUCACAGCAAAGACACUAAAAUUUUGUUCUUAUUCUGGAUAGGAAUAUAAAUUCUUUGAUACUUAACCUUGAAUGUGCCAGACAUGGAAACUGUUUUUUGUCUUAUUUGCAUUUAACAUAUUUAAAUUGUGGAUUUUCAUUUACCACAAUGCUAAUUUGACAUUGUUAUGUUAAAUAUCAAAUUAUACAGAUUUACGUCUGAGUCCAACCAAAUGCCGAAUAUUAUCCUUUGCCUCUCUCCUGGCUAGGCGCUUGAUCCUCCUUAGAUGGAGAGAUGUUGCCCCGCCCACUCAUGCUCAAUGGCUUAAUGACAUUAUGGCCUGCUUGGACCUCGAAAAAAUUCAUUAUUCAGUUCUUAAUUCAGACCUAAAGUUCCAUAAGGUCUGGGGACCUUUUAUUGAGUACUUUCAUAACCUUCCUCUUGACUAGGGUUUUUUUUUUCUUUUCGGUCCCUUGCUUUCAGCUCUUUUUUCUGGUAGUAGGCAUUACUAUCCUCUGGUGCUAAGUGUAUUCACAGUCUGGGAGUUUGAUUGUCCUGAUUUAUAUGCUCCAUAUUGUGUUGUGGUGGUCUGGAGUUUUUUUGUGUGUUGUGGGGCUUGGGGAGGACACUAAGUUUACUUGUCUUCAAUUUAGGUGCUUUUUUUAAAAUUCUCUUUCUCUGUAUCAUAUUGUCAUUGUAUGCUUAAUUUUGCACUGUAUUAAUGUUCCUCAUUGUGAUUUGGGUUUUUUUUUAAUCUGUAAAAUGUAUAAAAAACUAAUAAAAAAUAAAAAAAUAAAAAUAAAAAUAUCAAAUUAUAUUUGAAGAUAACACAAUAUUGCUGAUCAACUAAAUGUUUAUUUUUUCCUUGACAGCUCAUUUGAGUCAACAAUUCAAUAACUAGAUCCAUAUAAUUUUAUAGAAAGCAUAACUAUUAAAACAUAACAUUAACAAAUCUGAUUUUACAACACUAAUGUACAAAUAUUAUAUUUUAAUAAAGUUUAGGUCUCCCAGAUGAUAGUUAUCCCCAGUACCCAUUUUUAAAAAUUGAAUACUGUGUCGGAAUUGCCAAGGUAUCUAAAUAUUACAUUUCAUGGUGAUCUUUUAUUUCCUGUACUAUGUAAAACAGUAUAUUUUUGUAUUAGUUAUUAGAAUUAACUUCUGAAUGUUGUAAGAUUCCAGUUAUUUAACAAAUGGUGAAUAGCUUUGGCUCAUAUCAGUAAUGUUCAUCGGAAACUACAUUAAAAACAGAAUAAAGGAAAAUGGAUUCUGAUUAUUAGUCCGUUUCACUGGAACAUUACCUUUUAGUGUUAAGAAGUACUAUACAGGUAUUUAUAAAUAUCAGUAUUACUUUGUUUAUAAAUAUUACAUUCAUUAUGUGUAUUGUUAUUUAUGAUCACCAUUUUAUCAUAGUAGCUUUGAAAUACAAUUCUUAGUACACAUUGCAAAGAUUACGUUGGUAAUCCCAAAAUAUUCAACCAGCUACAAAGUACUCUUUAAAAAUUUUACCAUUA
Hypanus sabinus (Atlantic stingray) is the source of this 6221-nucleotide messenger RNA. RefSeq lists its product as uncharacterized. Bases 1875 to 3257 code for a protein of 460 amino acids. The transcript has 8 exons. Lineage: Eukaryota; Metazoa; Chordata; Chondrichthyes; Myliobatiformes; Dasyatidae. The record is from RefSeq and is a predicted model, not a curated record.